GCGGACUUUGCGCAUGCUCGUACGAAGGCGUCUCUAACUCCGCUUCCGGUGGCGCUUCGCUCGCGUUGUUCCCCAGUCGGGAGGCUGCGUUUAGGGUCGCAGAAAGAUUGGGCGUUGGGCAGUUUGAAGCAGGUAUGAGUGAUUUCAGUGAAGAAUUGAUAAGGUCCAAGACAGAGGAUGACCAGGAGGAAUCAUCUGUAUUCUCUGGUACAGGAAUGUCUUUUCCUUGGCUCCAAAAGUAUAUAGGGACUGUGGCAACUGGAGGGAAGAAGGAGAAGGAUUUUGCUCAGACAACAAAUGCUUGUUUGAGUUUUAUCCAAGAAGCGCUGCUGAAGCACCGAUGGCAGAAGGCUGCCGAAUUCAUGCACAGUUACUUCCAGAUCUUGGAAGAUUCGGAUAGCCACAAGAGGCAGGCCGCGCCUGAGAUUAUUUGGAAGCUCGGAAGUGAAAUUCUGUUUUAUCAUCCCAAAAGCAAUGUGGAGACUUUCAAUACCUUUGCUGACAGGAUGAAAAAUAUUGGUGUCAUGAAUUACUUAAAGAUCUCCUUACAACAUGCAUUAUACCUUCUGCAUCAUGGAAUGCUUGAAGAUGCAAACAGAAAUCUCAGUCAUGCAGAGACAUGGAGAUAUGGUGAAAAAUCGUCUUCCCAGGAAGUGUUAAUCAACCUUAUUCAGGCCUAUAAAGGGCUUUUGCAGUAUUAUACUUGGUCUAAAAAGAAGAUGAAAUUGUCUACGCUUGAUGAAGAUGAUUAUGCUUACAACACAGCAUCCCAGAAUAUGCUCAACCACAGCUGGAAGACAUCUGUAAACCUUUGUGCAUUGAUUCAAACUCCUGGAGUUUGGGACCCUUUUGUGAAGAGUUAUGUAGAGAUGUUGGAAUUCUAUGGGGAUCAAGAUGGAGCCCGAGAGGUACUCACCAAUUAUGCCUAUGAUGAAAAGUUCCCAUCAAAUCCAAAUGCUCAUAUCUACUUAUACAACUUUCUAAAGAGAGAGAAGGCACCGAGAGAGAAACUGAUAAGUGUGCUUAAGAUUUUGUAUCAGAUUGUACCAUCUCAUAAACUGAUGUUAGAAUUCCAUAGGUUACUGAGGAAAUCAGAAAAAGAAGACCACCAUAAACUGGGGUUGGAGGUAUUAUUUGGAGUCUUAGAUUUUGCUGGAUGCACUAAAAAUAUAACUGCUUGGAAAUAUUUGGGAAAAUAUCUGAGACAGACAUUAGUGGGGAAUCACCUUGCCUGGGUUCAAGAAGAGUGGAACUCCAGGAAAAACUGGUGGCCAAGCUUUCACUUCAGCUCCUUUUGGGCAAAAAGCAAUUGGAAAGAGGAUAAAGCAUUGGCUUGUGAGAAAGCUUUGGUAGCUGGAAUAUUGUUAGGAAAAGGUUGCAGAUAUUUUCGGUUUAUCUCCAAACAAGAUGAUCAAGUCUUAAGGAAAAAAAUUAAGCGGAUAAAGAAGUCAGUGAAAAAACACAGUAUUGUAAAUCCAGGACUCUGAUAUUGAAUAUCAGUUAUUUCAGAUGAGUAGCUGCAGAAUAGUAGUUCGGUGGGUAAUCAUUGAAUGUAUUAUUUAUUUGGUGUUUCUAGGAGGUAGUUUAUAUGGCUGCAAAAAAGUCAUUCUUUUUUUUUUUUUUUAAGAUUUUAUUUAUUUAUUUGAGAGAGAGAGAAUGAGAGAGAGCCCAUGAGAGGGGGGAGGGUCAGAGGGAGAAGCAGACUCCCUGCCGAGCAGGGAGCCUGGUGCGGGACUCGAUCCCGGGACUCCAGGAUCAUGACCUGAGCCGAAGGCAGUCGCUUAACCAACUGAGCCACCCAGGCGCCCCAAAAAAGUCAUUCUUAUAUUUUUUUAUAUUUUCUUUUAUUAUAAUUAUAGCUAAAGAAACAGUCUCACUGCCUUUGUUCUUUGUAAAUACAUAUUUUUCCUUUUUUGUACUGUGAAAUACAAUAUUUAUUACAGAAUAAUCUCCACAUAAGAAAUACAUUUGUUUAAUCAGAGAAUACAAUUGUAUAGCAGUUAUUGCCAUUUGCAAAUAAUUUGCUUCUGUUGUAUAAUAAAGCAUAACUUGUAGUAUUGUGAAGUGAAUUUAUAUUCUUCUUUAAGAUUCUCAAUGAUCCAUGGUAGGUUUACCAUCAUAAAGAAUAUAUUAGAGGGGCGCCUGGGCGGUUCUGUCGCUUGAGUGUCCAGCUCUUGAUUUUGGCUCAGGUCAUGAUCUCAGGGUCAUGAGAUCAAGCCCCUCAUUGGGCUCCACACUCAGUGGGGGUGUCUGCUUCUCUCCCUCUGCCCCUUCUCCUGCUCCCAUGUGCUUGGAAGCAUGUGCGUGCAUGUUCUCUCUCUCUCUCUCUCUCAAAUAAAUAAAUCCUUAAAAAAAAAAAGAAUAUAUUGGUCAUGAGGUCUGUUGAAGAAUUUUGGAAACAGAGAAGGAUUUAGGAAAGGAAUCCUCUUUCUUUUUUGAUAUUAAGACAUGUCAGUCUGGGGCUAACUGACCUGACAUAGAGCUACCUUUGACUCUAGAAGACUAGUUUGGGUCAGAGAAGGUAGAGGGGUGGCCUAACUCAGAGGGCUCUAGUUUGUUGCUGUUUGCCGGACACAGCAAUCAUCUAAGACAUGCUUCGGAAUUCCUGUGUCCCUCACCUUUCUCUUGGAACCUGGGAUGUGGCAGUUGGCAGCUGGACAGUGGAAGAGAAUCUGCCAGUGAAAUAGUGUCCCAGCGUCACCCAGUCAGCCCAGUGGGAAAGCGUGGUGCAGAAGCCAGGAACAGCUUUCCUGGAGCAGGAGUUGGAACUUCAUAAUAUGUUGUGGUAACUAGUAGAGCAAGUGCUUCUUCCAGACUGGCUCGGCUCUUACACCCUUAUGGUUCAGGUAACUUGUUUUUGAGUUCCAGGAAGACCCACUAACUUUAGAGCACCUCCAGUAUUUAGAUGGCAAACCACACAUUUUCCCCAUGGCUUAUGCUCCUACUAAUUUAAAACCAUCUGCAAGAGGGGCGCCUGGUGGCUCAGUUGGUUAAGCGUCUGCCUUCGGCUCAGCUCGGGUCAUGAUCUCGGGGUCCAGGGAUCCAACCCCUGCAUCAGGCUCCCUGCUCAGGGAGAGUCUCUGCUUCUCCUUCUCCCUCUGCCCCUCCCCCUGUUCCUGCUCUCUCUCUCUCUCUCUGCUCUCUCUUUCUCAAAUAAAUAAAAUCUUUAAAAAAAAAAAAUCUGCAAGAAAAUUGGGGGACAAAUUAUGCUUUGUCAAUAAUUUGAUUCAAUAUUUUAUACUUAGUGAGAUGACUAUCAAAUAACUACUCAUCCUUAUAAUAUACAUAUGAAACAAGUAGGUGCCCCACAGACCAACGUGAACCAAGUUCAAGCUACCACAUGAGUAGGGCCAGUUUUACUUCUGGGAGUUGGUGAGUGGGUUGUGUAGGAAUUCUGCAGAAGAACAACACUAUAGGAAUGAAAUCCCCAGAUGACACAGACAAAAUCUCAAGGCAUAGGCUGGGAUUGUCACGGCAUCUGCUCCUUGAAACCUUUAGUCAAAAGCUGUUCAACAGGAUUGAUGAGUUCUCAUGAUCUCUGGCAAAUGGAGGUGGGAAUGAAAGAGAAAUGAGUAGAUAAUGGUUCUUGGUUUCCACACAAAGCUUAGUUUUCUAGAACUUUUAUAUCAAAUGUUCGUAUCACAUUAGGCAGUAAGAGCAGUGCGAAUCAACUGUGAAAUUAUUUUAGGUCCACUAAAGUCAGUUUCAUGAAUUAUGGCUAAAAUUUAUCAAGCACUUCGGGCUUUACAUUUUAUCUUACUGUCACCAGAAUCCUAAGACUUAUCCCUGUUUUACCUAGAAAAAAAGUGAGGUCUCACAGAUUGACCUGCACAAGGUCAGAGCUGGUAGGUGUUGGCACCAGGACCUUGACCUGACUAGUGUGGUUCUAAAGAUCACACUCUGUCUGUCCUGUCUGUACUGCCUCCCAGUUGAGUCAGUGUUUAUAACCUGCAGAGCACUGAGCUAGGUAGCAAGGUGAAGAACAGAGGGGAUUCAUAACCCAGAGCCUAUCAGCUCCAGCAAAACCUGUCCUCUCUGCCAGGCUACUUGGUAGGUUCCCUCUCUGUGUCCUUCCUGGUCCCUUCCUAUACAGCCUCUUAUCAAAUCACUGCAUUGUUACAUUGUCUUUGCACAUCUGUCUUUCUUGAUGGUAUAUUAUUUGGGCUUAAUAAUCUCCUAUUGUCAGCCCCUAACAAUUUCUAGCUCAUUAAAUACUGAGUAGAACUGAAUGGAAAUUAGUGAGAGUUAUGGAGCUGGUGUGCCUGUACCGUAGGGAGUCCCAUCUUGGGGUGCCUCUCCCAAGUGUGAAGCCUCCGGAGACUGUUCGGCUUGAAUUCUGCGUUUAUCGUUAGGUAGUUCUGUGACUUCUUGGGCAGGUUACUGAGCUUUCAUAGUUCCUUUACCUGUAGAUGAGAGACAGGAGGAUUUAUCUCAUCGGAUUGCUAUGAAAAAUGAAAAAUACAGUGAAUGCCUAGGAUAAUAAUUAAUACUUAGCAUAUCUUAAGUAAGUGACCAUCCAUCAUGAUGGUUUUAGACACUAAAUAACAGGCACUAAAUAAGGAUAAUUUAAAGUCUUGUUUUCUUGGGGCGCCUGGGUAGCUCAGUUUGGUUGAGCAACUGCCUUCGGCUCCGGUCAUGAUCCUGCAGUCCCAGGAUUGAGUAUGGCAUCGGGCUUCCUGCUCAGCAGGGAGUCUGCUUCUCCCUCUGACCCUUCCCCCUCUCCUAAUCUCUCUCUCUCUCAAAUAAAUAAAAUCUUUUUUUUAAAAAAGUCUUGUUUUCUCUUAGAAACCUCUGAAAUACAGAAAUUGUGUAAUAGUUGAGUUAUGCUUCCCACUAAAAUACACCUAUCUUUCAAGCUAUGUACCAUCCAGCCAUCAACCAUGGACUUGAGGGCUUCACACACACUUGAGAUCAUUCAGUCCACACAGUUCCUCCUUGCUCAGCUGCCGCAAUCUCUGAUCUCUGGCUCAUCAGCUUAGUGGGACUCCCAUGCUUUGCUUGGACUGUGGCCCAAUGCACUGCUCACGAGAAGUUGUCCUGAGAUAGAGAGGUUAGACUAUUGUAGAAUUUGCUUUAUGAGUUUCACUUCAGUAAUCCCAGUCUUGUGUUGUCUGUUGCCCACUACUUUGAAAACAGUUGUCUCAUAUAUUUUAUCUAGAUUAAAUAAUGUGUAAACUAACUAAAUUAAAUUAGGGCCUUUUGCCUACCAAAUGAUACCUUUAAGAAAAUUAAAUACAGUCUAUUAAAAGAAGUAUUUGUGGGGCACCUGGCUGGUUCAGUUGGUAGAGCAUGCGACUUUUGAUCUCUGGGUUGUCUUUAAAAAAAAAAAAAGUCUUACUGAGAAAAACAUAAACAUAUACAUUCAACAUAUACAUUAGUCAUUAGAAUGACUAAAAUGUUUAUAUGUAUAUGUAUUUGCAACACAUGAACUGACAAAAGAUUAAAAUAAAUUCAAAUCAAUAAGCAGGACAAAGAACCCAAUAGAAAAAAAUGGGCCAAGCACAUGAACAAGUAUUUCACAGAAGAGGGUAAACAUGGACCAUAAACACAUAAGUCAGGGAAAUGCAAAACAAGAGUGUAGUGGAAUACCAGUUCAGACCCGUUCAAUUAGCAAAAAUUACGAUACUGAGGUUGAAGAGGAUGUGGAUCCACAGGGUCUCUUGCACAUAGCUGAUGGGGUGUAAAAUAUUGCAGUCAUUUUAGGAAACAGUUGCUUUACCAUUUACUAAGACUAUCCUCGAGUGUUUACUUGAGAAAUGCUUGUACACGUAAGCCAAGAGACAAUAGCACAGUUCAUAAUAGCAGAAAAACUAGAAAAACCCCACAAAUGCCAUUGGCAUGAGACUGGAUAAAUUGUGGUAGAGUCAUGUAAAGAAAAAUGAAUAAGCCGUAGCUUUAUACACCAACAUAGGUGGGUCUCAGUAACAUACCGGGUAAAAGAAAUGAGUCCCACUUACUACUCUAUGACUACAUGGAGUUCAAACUUUAUUAUAAAGUGCAAACUAAUGACUAAAAUGUUUGUAAAUGCAUAUAGAUUGUGAUGAAACUACAUAUAAAAACACAAGAGAAGGGUAAACGCAAGUGGUUACCUCUGGAUGGGAGAGGCAGAGUGAUAGGAUGGAGGAAAAGCACAGUAAAGGAUUUGAAUUACUAUUAAUGGUCUAGUUUUUUAAUUAAGUGGCAGGCUCUACAUGGACUAAUGUUGACAGUGUAUUAUGAGCCAAGGAUUGCGAUUUAUCCCAUUUGGUGCACAGGUUAUUUUAAACAAUGAAAAGGACCAUAUAAUAUAAUUUAUAUGAAAUGUCCAGAAUAAGCGAGUCUACAGAAAUGGAAGAAAGUAGAUUAGAGAUUGCCUAGGGCAGGGGAAGGGGCAGUAGAUGGGAAGAUGAGGUGAGAGUGAUAGUCAAAGGGCACAGGGUUUCUUUGGGGUGAUGAAAAUAUCCUCAAUUUGGGGUGAUGGUUGCACAAUUCACUCUGUUGAAUAUACUAAAAAGCAUGUUAAUUGUACACCGUAAACGAGUUUAUUAUAUGGUGUGUGAAUCUUAUCAGUGACACUUAGCAAAAAGAAACAAAACCAAAAAAUCAAGCUUUAUGGAGUCAGAAAGUUCUGGAUUCAACAAAGCACCUCACCGAACUGAGCCUCAGGUUUAUUCUGUAAAAUGGGGCGAUCUGAGAAAUGUUUAGCAUGAGUCUUGAUGUAUUUUUUUCUCAAUAAAUGGUAAUAUUAUGAACCAAAAAAAGGAAAAGAAACUAAAAAAUGAACACAACCAUUCUUUUUUUUUUUAAAGAUUUUAUUUAUUUUAUUUGAGAGAGAGAGAGAGAGCACAAGAGGGGCAAGUGGGAGAGGGAGAGGGAGAAGCAGACUCCCCACUGAGCAGGGAGCCCGAUGUGGGACUCGAUCCCGGGACCCUUCGGCUCAUGAUCUGAGCCGAAGGCAGUCGCUUAACUUCGCUUAACCAACUGAGCCACCCAGGUGCCCUGAACACAACCAUUCUUCAAUGAAAGAGUAAGUGUGGCCUUUUUGGAUCUAGCUAUUUAUCCAUGUUUAUAAGCACAAGGGCUUUUUCUGCUGGAUUGAAAUAUUUCAAAAGGAAAUAGCAGACCCUUGAUGGAUGUGGGCUACAAAUCCUAUGACUAAAAUCUGACUAAGUUAAUUUUUAAAAAAUCUAUUUGGGGUGCCUGGCUGGCUCAGUCGGCAGAGCAUGUGACUCCCUAUCUCAGGAUUGUGAGUUUGAGCCCCAUGUUGGGUGUGGAGUUGACUUAAGAAAAAAAAAAGUUUAAAAAUUAAUUUGUUUGAAACUCUUCCUCCAUCCAAGAUUCAUGCUGCCAAAAGAAACAAUCAGGCACCAAAUAAAAGUCCACUCCUCUUCAGUCCUACAAAGAACCUUCUCCAUGCAGAUAGAGAUGUAGUCUUUAACUCAGUGAAUAGAGGCAGAUCUUGAAUUUCUGUCCUGUCAGCCCCACAAUGGUAGUUGCCAGUUGUCUGCUUAAAUCUCCCAUUAUGCCGAUACCAAGAAUUUACAUAAUCUUGUCAACAUGCCUGGAUCUUCAUUCAGUCAACAUACUCUUCAGUUGGCUGGCUGCAUCUGGCACACAUCUUUUCUAAAUGAAGAUAAACAAGUAAAAGUGAUUGCUGUACUUUCAUGUUUUGAUACAUCAUGAUGGAAUGAACAGGAUCUGGGCCAUAAUCCAGAACAACUAAAUUUAAUUUUUUAAUUUUUAUUUUUUUAAAGAUUUUAUUUAUUUUAGAGAGAGAGAGAGUGAGAGAGCAUGCAAGCAAGGGGAGGAGCAGAGGGAGAGGGACAAGCAGACUCUGUGCUCAGUGUGGAGCCUGAUGUGGGGCUCGAUCCCACGACCUUAGCCGAAGUCAAGAGUCGGAUGUUUAACCGACUGAGCCACCUAGGUGUCCCAGAACACCUAAAUUUUAUUGCCAUUUUUCCCAUUCACCCAAAGCAUCUCCCUAAGCAUUUCAUGGAGCCACUCUGAGACUUAAUUCACUUGUCUAUAUGUUGGGAAUAUAGCUUACCUUGGAGAAUUUUUGUGAAGAUCAAAUGAGAUGAGAAAAUACUUUGUAAACUGUAAUACAAAUGAAGAGUUAUUAAUACAUUCCCUAAUCUCAAACACACCUGUUCAUUUUUAUACGGUGAGAAGGCAGAUAAACUGUGAGAGUAAACCAUAAACUAUACGGGAAGGGACUGAGCUAGAACAUUUCUUUUUCUAUUUUUUCUGUUCUAUUCCAUGACAUGAUGCUAGAAUAAACACCAGACCUGAACCUCUUCAACAUUAUUUUUGAAAGGCACUUGCCACGGGCACCUGGCUGGCUCAGUUGGAAGAGCAUGCAACUCUUGAUCUCAGGGUCGUGAGUUUGAGCCCCACGUUGGGUGUAGAGCUUACUAAAAAAAAAAGGGCCCUUGCUGUAUGAGAGAGAAAGAGUGUGUGUGUGUGUGUGUGUGUGUGUGUCUGCUAUGGGUUGAAUUGUGUAUCCCCAAAAAGAUAUGGUGAAGUCCUAAGCCCCAGUCUUUCAUAAUAGUGACCUUGUUUGGAAAUAGGGUCUUUACAGAGAUAAGUCAAAGUAAGGUCAUUAGGAUGGGCCUAAUCCAAAAUGACCAGUGUCCUCAUAAAAGGGAAAGUUUGGACACAGACAUGCACACGGAGAAGUCCAUGUGAACACAAAGACAGAAGUUGGGGUGAUGUAUCCUCUGGCUGAGGAAUGUACAAGUUUGCCGGUAAACAGAUUCUUCCUGGCCCUGAGAGGAACCAACCCUGCUGACACCUUGACAUCACUCUGUCUUCUAGCCUUCAGAGUGUGAGACACCUGCUGUUUAAGCAGCGUAGUUUGUGAUACUUUGUUACAGCAGCCCUAGCAAACUAAUACAAUAUUUUUAAAAAUGCUCUGUUAGCAAACUAAUAGAAUAUUUUUAAAAAUGCUCUGUUUGCUUCAAAGGUUGGAGCUCAGGUGAUUUCAGAUACCCAGUUGGUCCCAGCUUGUAUUCAAACUUACCUCCUAAGCUCACCUAACAGUCAAACUUGUUUCCUGGUCUUCUCCACCUCUACCUCGUCUGAACACCCUGGUCAACCCUCAUGAGGAUUUUCUUAGCCACCCUAGCCUGAUGCCCUCUCUCCCUCCUGGGGAUUCCUAGUGGCAAGUUUGUUCCUCAUUGAUACCUUAAUAUCAUCUGCCUAGUAUUAUUUGGACUCUUAUUUUAACCUUUCUUCUCAGAGCAUAAA
This is a messenger RNA of Mirounga angustirostris (Northern elephant seal), 9228 nucleotides long. It is a transcript of the gene TAF1A, whose product is annotated as TATA-box binding protein associated factor, RNA polymerase I subunit A. The transcript has 11 exons. Bases 135 to 1487 code for a protein of 450 amino acids. The record is from RefSeq and is a predicted model, not a curated record. Gene Ontology annotation, biological process: transcription by RNA polymerase I. Gene Ontology annotation, cellular component: RNA polymerase I transcription regulator complex. NCBI's taxonomy places the organism in Eukaryota, Metazoa, Chordata, Mammalia, Carnivora, Phocidae.